AUGGACGCAGACGGAAUCCAGCUCUAUGAGCACCAGCUAGCGCAGGUAGAGUCAGCCCUGGCCGCAGACCCGUCCAACGCCGAGCUCCAGAACCUGAGAGAUGAACUCGUCAACCUCAUCAAUCUGACCAAAUCCCUUCAAGGCGGCGCUGGCGCUGAUGGAACAGACGGCUCCGGCUCCAGCGCAAACGUGGCAAGCUCCUCGACAGCCCCCGUAGUACCAGCACCAGCAGCAGCAGCGGGCCCUUCGACUCACAGGCAGUCGGGUGGCGCACCAGCAACCACGCACCACUUUGCUGCAGGCGAUGACGUCUCGGCGAGGUACGCUGAGGAUGGCCGAUGGUACCCGGCCCGUAUCGUGUCUGUGGGCGGAUCCUCGGACCACCCGGUCUACUCGGUCAUCUUCAAAGGCUACAACAACACCGAGAUUGUGACAGCAGCCGACCUCCGCCCGUCCAAACCUCGCACCGCCGGCACCUCUUCGCCGGCCACGGCCGCCUCUGCCACUCCGACUACCGCCUCGUCCUCGUCGGCGUCUCCAGCCCCAGCAUCAUCGUCAUCGGGCACCAACAAGAGGCUGACGCCCGCCGAGGAAGAGGAGCGCGAGCGGAAACGCAAGCGCAACGAGCGCAAGACGGAAAAGCUCGCGGCCAAGCAGGCGGCACAGGUGGACAAGCAGGCGGCCUGGCAGAAGUUUGCCAAAAAGGGCGUCAAGAAGGGCGUCAUCCCGGGCCAAAAGAGCAUCUUCAAGACGCCCGACGACCCGUACGCCAAGGUCGGCGUCGUUGGCGGCGGCAGGGGCAUGACGACCUACAAUUCGCGCUCCAAGCACGUCUACGACGGCAGCGAGGGCGGUCAGUCCUGA
Pseudozyma flocculosa PF-1 is the source of this 864-nucleotide messenger RNA. RefSeq lists its product as uncharacterized. Gene Ontology annotation, molecular function: RNA binding. Gene Ontology annotation, biological process: mRNA processing. Bases 1 to 864 code for a protein of 287 amino acids. The transcript has 5 exons. Gene Ontology annotation, cellular component: nucleus; cytoplasm. The record is from RefSeq and is a predicted model, not a curated record. NCBI's taxonomy places the organism in Eukaryota, Fungi, Basidiomycota, Ustilaginomycetes, Ustilaginales, Ustilaginaceae.